UGGAAGCGGGGCGGAAUUUGGCAGGGCUGUUCGCUUGAGGGAGUGCGCGGUUGUUCGGGCGGCCAUUGCGGGUACCUUGUCGAAAAUCGUUUUCGCGAGUGAGAGUUCUGUGCUUGGCGAGCCUCAUCCAGGAAAACCAGAAAUCAUCCCAGUUACAAGGUGCUCCGUGUGAAGCCCGGGACGCGCAAACAACCCCGGCCCGAUGGCUGAAACCGACAAAUUGAACAUUGACAGCAUUAUAGCUCGGCUCUUAGAAGUCCGUGGAGCCCGACCAGGAAAAAAUGUUCAGCUGACGGAGGGUGAAAUUCGAGGACUUUGUUUAAAGUCUCGAGAAAUUUUUCUGUCGCAGCCAAUUUUACUGGAAUUGGAGGCACCUUUAAAAAUAUGCGGUGAUAUUCAUGGACAAUAUUAUGACCUGCUGCGUCUCUUUGAGUACGGUGGAUUCCCUCCGGAGAGUAAUUACCUAUUUUUAGGCGACUAUGUAGAUCGAGGGAAACAAUCUUUAGAGACAAUUUGUCUCCUUCUUGCCUACAAGAUCAAGUACCCUGAGAAUUUCUUUUUACUGAGAGGAAAUCAUGAAUGCGCGUCUAUCAAUAGGAUAUACGGUUUUUACGAUGAGUGUAAGCGUCGUUAUAACAUCAAGCUAUGGAAAACGUUCACGGACUGUUUCAAUUGCUUGCCAGUUGCUGCGAUCGUAGACGAGAAAAUCUUCUGUUGUCAUGGUGGUUUAAGCCCAGAUCUUCAAAGCAUGGAACAAAUUAGACGCAUUAUGAGACCCACCGAUGUACCUGAUCAAGGUCUUCUCUGCGAUCUGCUUUGGUCGGAUCCAGACAAGGAUACUAUGGGCUGGGGUGAAAACGAUCGCGGUGUCUCCUUCACGUUCGGUGCCGAAGUUGUUGCCAAGUUUCUGCAUAAGCACGACUUUGAUCUUAUUUGUCGCGCUCACCAGGUGGUUGAAGAUGGUUACGAGUUCUUUGCGAAGCGGCAGUUGGUAACCUUAUUCUCGGCGCCAAAUUACUGUGGAGAAUUCGAUAACGCAGGUGCCAUGAUGUCAGUAGACGAGACGCUAAUGUGUAGCUUUCAAAUCCUGAAGCCAGCCGACAAGAGGAAGUUCACAUAUGGAGGUCUGAAUGCGGGACGGCCGGUAACACCGCCCAGGGGUCCGAACAACAAAAAUAAAAAGAAGUGAAGCCUUCUAGAAUUGCUUCGAACGCGACAAUUAGGAUCUUAAGACCUCUUCCCCAACUCAACAUCCUUUAAGACUAUAAGCAGUCUGUAAGAAAGAGUAAUUAUUAUUACUGAUACAUCAUAACUAUCUGCGGAGCCAUCCACAAAGCAAUGAUCACUUUAACGUGUCAAAGAAGAGUUUCCGGAGGAUCAUUGUUCUUCGAAUGAAUUUUACGAAAUAAGGAUGAUCCAAAGAAAACACUGUCCCUAGUAGGAGCGAGUAGGUGGCCUUCAGAAAAGUACAAUGCAGAACAUUAGUUACGAGAAAAAGAAAAACGUUUAGAAACUCCACUGUAAGCGUAGAAUUAUAUACGCAUAUAUGCUUUUUACGACAGCGCGGGAGUUCUAGAUCGGAAGGAAAACUAGAGACAAAUAUAAAUGAGCAUCGACGUCGAAAGCAUCUUUUGGCCCGUGCAUCCAUCGCGAAAUGAUAUACGAAUCAGCGUUUUUUUCUUUUGAUUCUUUUUAAUGUUGAGUGAAGAAUGGCGUGGUGAAAUUGAUAAUGAAUGAAGCAAUUCCUCCUCGUUAUUCUUUUUGGCCCAAAGUCCAGGGUCAUUGUUAUAUGUUUUUUUUUUUUUUAUAUAAAUCAUUGUUGCAACUGAAAUUCACCUACCCGGCUGUCGUUUUCUUCUAAGGAUUUCUUAGAAUCGCGUCGAGCCCUGUCUUUAUUUUCGUCUUCGUUUACGCAACAAUAUUUAACAAGAGCGUAUUUAUAAUAUUCGAUACAUUUACAUAGCACUAACGACCAUUUUCAGCUAAUUGAAAAAACCAUCGUUAUCGCGGAAUUAUCGAGGAAUCGAACGAUUCGCGAAUUUAUUCGAAUUUACCGACUAGAGAACUUAUUUUACUGGACAAUAAAAAGAAAGAUACUUUCAAUUCGAAAUGUCUAGGACAGUAAAGUUUCUCCGGACACGUCUUCUGAAUUAUUAGACUUCAACUCGAGAUAAAGAAUGGAUUCGCUUUUACAUUUGUAUUCUUUGAAGGAGACACAUGCAAAUACAAGUUCUUUUCAGAUUACCAUUAAUGCGUUAAUUUCAUAAGAAGAAAACAUACAAUCCGUACCGAUACAUCUAUCGCAAGUCAAGGAGAAAUAAAUCUUAACGUCCAUCAGAAACAUCUUGUCGUCGUUUUUUCUGUCGUGAGAAAUUACGAGCUACUGAAUCAGAUAUAAUGAAUUAUUGCAACUGAGAGUCGUUCAUUAUUGAAUAAAUUGAUUUGAAUUAUCAAAAUUGAUUAGAGCUUUAGAUUAAUAAUAUACGCUCGUAUUUGCUCCGGACGGUAGUAAAGAACGUCGACUCGUGUUUAGCGAUUAUUCACCAGCAUCCUCGGAGAGAUCAUUAUCAUUAUCGGCUUCCACUUCGCAUUUUGAAUUACUGUCAUCGUGACCAUUGUGAAUUUUACUUUUUUAAUCCCCCAAUGCACCUCUAUUUCCCUAAGCACCAGUUGUACCGAAACUUUCACUCUAUUGACACUAUCGUGAAGCGAUACAGCAAAACCGCGAAAUCCACUCACGCACACAUCAUUGUACAUUCAUUUUUUUAUGAAUAAAGAUCACCAAAAAAAUAUAUAUUAAUCAGUAUCCUUCGUUUCUUCUCUGCUCAAGAAGAAACCACUUUGUCGGUUUCACUUUCCGUAGCGUAGAUAUAGUGAGUAAAAAAUUGUCGAGUCUCAAUUUUGAAGUCGUAGAGCGAACAUACUCCGGAUUUUAGAAUUGCAUUAUAAAUAUGACAGAAACAUAAUAGAAACCAUGAAUAUUCUGUGAUUAUCUACUAAGCUUUAUGAACGGCUGAUAUUAUUUCGAUCUGUGAAGUUAUAACUAUGAGGCGCCUGGCCAAAUCAAUUCUUGAUCUUUGGUUAAUGAAUAUUGUCAGUGAGUCUUGAUGAGAAUAUAUAAGAGCGUUUCAAAAAAU
This is a messenger RNA of Belonocnema kinseyi, 3137 nucleotides long. RefSeq names its product serine/threonine-protein phosphatase alpha-2 isoform. The transcript has 5 exons. Gene Ontology annotation, molecular function: protein serine/threonine phosphatase activity. Gene Ontology annotation, cellular component: nucleus; cytoplasm. Lineage: Eukaryota; Metazoa; Arthropoda; Insecta; Hymenoptera; Cynipidae. The record is from RefSeq and is a predicted model, not a curated record. Bases 203 to 1189 code for a protein of 328 amino acids.